Molecule: messenger RNA, 8316 nt
Organism: Onthophagus taurus
Lineage: Eukaryota; Metazoa; Arthropoda; Insecta; Coleoptera; Scarabaeidae
Source: RefSeq, a predicted model, not a curated record
AUGGUUUUAAACGGAGUUACGAUCGAAAUAAAUUCUCAAACGAAAUGCGAAUGUUUAAAAGAGAAAGUUUUAAUUUUCUUAAAUGAUACUUUAAUUCGUAAAAUAUCUAUUUCAAAAUUGAUUAUAAAUCAAUUAAAAAGCGGUGAAUUUUCAAAUACAUUCAGCGACGACUUCGUAAGAAUUUGUUAUAAACUAAUUGAAAACACAUCAAUUGAGGAUAACUUUGAUUUUAACCAAAUUAAUAUUGAUUCUGUUUGUAAUCUCGAACAGAGUAGAAUAAAAUUGAAAGACGAUCUUUUUAAGUGUUUAAACAAGCUAAAUAAUACCAAUUUGUGUGUUGAGGAUAUCUCAGAAACGUGGAAAAUAAUUUUGACGGGGCUUAAUUUAAAAUUAGAACCGAUUAAUUGCGUUAAUAAAAAUUGCGUUUUAAAGAAAACUUUAAAAUUUAUUCAUCAAUUAUGUGAGAUUGCUUUAAAAUUGAGAUAUGAGUCGGUAAUAUUUUUUAAUGUUAAGAAAGUGGCUAAAAUUAAUAUUGAAUUUUUUAAUAAUCAAUUUUUUUUGAAUGUUAUUUCGUUUAUAAAUCAACAUAUUAAAAAUUGCGUCGUUCAAUUACCAGUUAAAGAAUUUAUCGGUAUUGUCACCUUGUUUCCUGCGAUUGCUUCCAAUGAAAAUGUUCACAUUUACUUUCAUAUUAUCGCUUAUCAGUACUUAACUUUGUUUUAUAAAACAAGUAAUGAUUUACCCUAUAAUUUCUCUGGAAAUAUUGACAAAUCUCAAGGAAAUAUCAACUUGAAAUUACUUUAUAAUAAUUUGGCUUAUUAUCAAGAAACUAAAGAUGAAACCGUUUCUAACUUAAUUAAUUUCAUUCGGAUUUUAUCCAGUGAUUUAAUAAAUGAUUUGGAUGAUAUAUCAAAACAUAAUGUACAAGUAAAUUGUUUGAAGAUUAUUACUGAAAUUUAUACAAAAGGAAGUUUAAUUCAACAAUCAUUGUUAUACAACAACAUAAAUGAUAUAAUUCUAUUCACAAAAUCAUAUCAAUUCAUCCCAAAAAUUUUAACACGAUUAACAACGAUUCCAUCAAAUUCAAGAGAAUUUUUAUCCUCAUUAAUAUGUUUUUGUUAUGGAAAAGUGAUCAAAAUUACGUCCAUAAAGGAAAACGAAUCUUUUAUUACAACGCAGUACAUUUGUCUUGAUUGCAAUGACAACAAUUAUAAACAAGAUGAUAAUAAUUAUAAUAACUCAAAAGUAAUGGAAGAUAUUAAAAAAUCAAAAUAUAAAAAUGAAUCAUUUUUAAUUUCGUUCGAUAACAAACUCAAAAUCGAAACAAAUGUUAAUCAAGAAAUCGUACAAGUCUUAAUGAAAAAAAUCAGUUUAAAAUCGAACGAUUUAAAAUUAUCGUUUUUGGUAUCGUUACCUUCAUUACAUCGACAUUUACAAGAAUUUAAUGAAAAAAAAUAUGUUGAAAUAUGGAUUGAAAAUGUUAAAUACAAAGACGAUUUGAUUUUAAAAAUAUAUCCUUUGAGUGUUUAUGGAGCUUUAAAAGCUAUACAAGAAAGCAAAUUAACUCCGAAAGAAACAAAAUCAGAAAUAAUCACUUUUGUUAUCGAUGAAUUAUAUAAAUAUAUGUUGGCUUCAAUGCCCAACGAUAAAAAUUAUAUGCAAAAUCCGAUUUUAACAACCAUCUAUAAAUUAAUCGACUUAAAAAUAAAACCAAUCACUUCAAAGAUGAUAAAAAUUCUUCUAUAUUACAUAGCAAUCCCGCUUUCGUGUUAUCCAGAGAUAGCACAAUGUUAUUUCCUCGAUUUGGCUGAAAGUCAACAAACGAAACCUCGCUUAUUAUACGGGAAAUUUCGCAGAGAAAUUUGUGAAAUGAUCGCUGAUUUAUGUGCGAUUAAUCAACAAUUGGCGAUUUACACAAUUAUGGAAUCCUUAGAGAAUGUUCCGAUGGUUUUAGGAUAUUCGAGUACUAAAGAUUUUUUAAGAACGGAAAGUACUUAUUUAAUUCCCUUUUUUGUUUCAUUAAUUGUUUUAAUGCCUGGCGUUAAAACUUUAAUACACGAAAUUUCAACGUUAAUUAAUACGGAUUUAAAUGAAUUGUUGGCGAAUAAUUACGGAGGGAUCUUUUUGCAAAUCUUUUUAAAUAAAGACGAAGAUACUUUUAAACAAUGUAUGCGUUAUGUUGAACAAACAACGAGAUUAAGUGGACCUAUUUUAAGAAAAAGAAAUUUUAGGACCAUCUUAAAUGAACUCCUACUAAAUUUUUACGAUAAAAAAGAACGCGUACUCCACGCAUUACUUUUAUUAAUGAAAGAAGACACGGAUGGUCAAAAAUUAACAAUUUCCCAAAUUCCAGAUUAUCUUCAACCCAGAUUCUUGGGUGUUCUUCAAUAUUUCGACACCAAAUUGUUUAGCAAUAAACAAGUCCUAUUAAGUUUACCAAAAAUUUUUGAAUUAAUGGGUCCAAAACGUAUCGUACCAUUUAGAUUAAAAAUUAUUGCCAUGUUACGUACGGCUUUAAGCUUAAAUUACGGUGAUUAUCCCGCGUUAAGUUGUAACGUUUGGGAUAGUUUUAUAAGAAGUUGCGAAGUAGAAUCGUUGGGUACUCAAUUAGCAACAAUUUUCGUUUCGUUAAUCCCAUUAAAUGAUACUUAUCCAAAAAUAAAUGAGAUAUUUCGAUAUUUAAUUAUUGAAAAUGAAGAGUUAUUAAAAGGGUAUAUUUCCGAUUUAUUUUUUGCAUUGGAUUAUGAUAUCGACGAAGAAAUAAAAUUUGUUAUUAAAAAAUAUUCCAAGAUAUUAGAAAGUAAUGAUUUUGAAGAUCAAAUGAAGGUUUUUAUGAAAUAUUUAACUCACGAAACUGAUGAAGUCAAAGUACACGCUUUGAAGUAUUUAAAAAAAAUCAUCGAAGAAAAUCGGCAAAAAUUGGAUAACAUGAUUUUGGGCUAUAACGGAAUCAAACCGCAUAUUGUCGAAUUACUUGACGCUUUAAUGUCUCUAAGUCGUGAAAAAGAAGUUUCAGUUAAAUUAGCUUGUAGUGAGUGUAUCGGCGAACUUGGAGCUAUCGAACCCAGUCAUUUACCCAGAAAAUAUACCCAAGCCGAAUCGUUUAUAUUUUACAUAACCGAAGAUGCGUUUAUUUUUAAUUCAUUAAACGAAUUAAUAAGAACUUUGCAAUCCGAAAAAAAUACAACCGUUAUGGAUAGGUUCGCUUUAGCGAUACAAGAGAUUUUAAAAAUAUGCGAAAUAUCACCAAAUCCGUCUAGUUCGAAACAUUCAUUGUGGAACAAAUUUCCAGCAUCCCAUCAAGAAUUAAUCGCCCCAUUUUUAUCUUCAAAAUAUACAAUGGGACAAAUGUCAGACCCCGUUAAUGUAUCUCCGAUUUAUGGAUCAAAAUUAGGGGCAAAUCUUCAAUCAUGGAUAUUUAAUUGGAGUGUCAGUAUGAUAAUGACAAUAAAUCCCGAUAAACGACCACUUUUACAAGUUUGCCUACCCAGCAUAAAGCAGGACGAAAAAUUACAAAUGCAUUUUUUACCCCAUAUUUUACUUCAUUCUUUAUUAGACGGCAAGCAAAAGAUAAGAAAAAAAUGGCACGAAGAAUUUUUUGCCGUCAUCAACUCCAUGAACGAACACAAACGCAUCUCGGACGAUUUAUCCAAUCUCCGACCAUUAAGAAUGUCCAUCGAGUCCAUCUCAAAAUCUUCAACGGCCGUUUCGCAAAAAAUCAAUCAAAAUCGAUGUAUCAAAGUGAUAUUUGUACUAUUAGACUUUUUAGAUCGAUGGAUUAGGGAGUUUGAGUGGCAAAAUGGCGCUUCUAGUAGAAAUGAUGAGAAUUAUCAAUGUAUUAAGUCUUGGAUAUCGGGUUUUUGUAAAUUGGAAUUAGCCCGUUGUAGUUUUCAAACUGGGGAGUAUUCGAGAGCUUUAAUUUAUUUGGAGGAUUAUAUAUCGAAAAAUCAAGACAAAUUUCAACACCACUACUCGUUUUUGUCGUAUAUUUACGCGCAAUUAAACGAACCGGACGCUGUUAAUGGAGUCGCCGCUUUAAGACAUACCGAGCCGAGUUUGGAGGAAAGAAUCUUAGAUUUAGAAGUCUCUGGGAAACUUUCCGACGCGGCUGCUUGUUAUGAAAGAAUUCCUUUUCCCUAUAAAUUUUAUCAAUUAAAGUUUAUUUAUAUUUUUAGUUGGAGUGUCAGUAUGAUAAUGACAAUAAAUCCCGAUAAACGACCACUUUUACAAGUUUGCCUACCCAGCAUAAAGCAGGACGAAAAAUUACAAAUGCAUUUUUUACCCCAUAUUUUACUUCAUUCUUUAUUAGACGGCAAGCAAAAGAUAAGAAAAAAAUGGCACGAAGAAUUUUUUGCCGUCAUCAACUCCAUGAACGAACACAAACGCAUCUCGGACGAUUUAUCCAAUCUCCGACCAUUAAGAAUGUCCAUCGAGUCCAUCUCAAAAUCUUCAACGGUCGUUUCGCAAAAAAUCAAUCAAAAUCGAUGUAUCAAAGUGAUAUUUGUACUAUUAGACUUUUUAGAUCGAUGGAUUAGGGAGUUUGAGUGGCAAAAUGGCGCUUCUAGUAGAAAUGAUGAGAAUUAUCAAUGUAUUAAGUCUUGGAUAUCGGGUUUUUGUAAAUUGGAAUUAGCCCGUUGUAGUUUUCAAACUGGGGAGUAUUCGAGAGCUUUAAUUUAUUUGGAGGAUUAUAUAUCGAAAAAUCAAGACAAGUUUCAACAUCAUUACUCGUUUUUGUCGUAUAUUUACGCGCAAUUAAACGAACCGGACGCUGUUAAUGGAGUCGCCGCUUUAAGACAUACCGAACCGACUUUGGAGGAAAGAAUCUUAGAUUUAGAAGUUUCUGGGAAACUUUCCGACGCGGCUGCUUGUUAUGAAAGAAUUCCUUUUCCCUAUAAAUUUUAUCAAUUAAAGGGUUUAACUCAAUGUUAUCUUCGCUUAGAUAACGUAACAACCGCUUUGAACUUCGUUAAAGGCGCAAUGGAAUCUCAACCGGAAUAUUCAUACAAAUUUCUCGAAUUACAAGCCGAGCCGUUAUGGCGAUUAAAUCGGUGGGAUGAUUUAGAUGAGUUAGUUAAAAAGCCCGAAUUAGAAAUAAACGAAAGUUGGGGUGUUAACAUCGGAAAAGUUUUAUUAAAAAUGUCGAAAAGCGAUCGAGGAGGUUUUAAAGAAAUUUUAAGUAAUCUCCGAUUACACCAAGUUGAUUUAUUAGGGGCAACCAGCUUAGAAGAGGGUGCUUAUCAACAAGGUUACACCUCAAUCGUUAAUCUUCACGCAUUAAACGAAUUAGAAGUGAUGGAAAAAAUGAUUUAUUCGCUUUUAGUGAAACCAAACGAUCAUCAAUUCGUUGAAAGAAUUAUUUCGAAAACAUCAACAGAUUUAGAAUUGCGAUUAAAAGUGGUUCAAGAAUCGAUUAAAAUCAUUGAACCAAUUUUGUGUUUAAGAAGGGUGGCUUUAAAUCAAGCCAAAGAAUUAAUUAAAGAGAAAAUCCCUAAAGCGUCGAUGCUAAUUGAUGGGAUUCUUGGGGAAAGUUGGUUAAGAAGUGCGCGAGUUGCGCGAAAUGCGGGAAUUUAUCAACAAGCUUAUACCUAUUUGUUAAAAGCGGAAGAAUUCGCCCCCGAAAGAUUAUUUAUCGAAAAAGCCGAGUUGUAUUGGUUAAAAAAAGAACACGAACACGCUUUGAAUACUUUAAGAAGAGGAAUUGAUAAAAUGAUGCCUCUAAACGAUGACAAAAACAAACUAAAAAUUUGCGCCGAAGCUAAAUUAUUAAUAGCCGAGUAUAACGAUAAAAUAUCAAACGUCGAUCGCGAAAUAAAUAUAAGCCAUUACAAAGAAGCUUUGGAAUUAAAUAAAGAACGCGAACAAAGCUAUGUGUGUUUAGCUCAAUAUUACGACAAAAUUUAUCACUCAUUUAGCGAUGAAGUUAAAGAUGAUCGCGCAAGCGAUAUUCAAAUCCACAUGAUUAAUUGUUACAGCAAAUCAAUGCUAUACGGAACUAACUUUAUACACCAAUCAAUGUCUCGGAUGCUUAGUAUUUGGUUCGAUUACGGAACGAGACUUUUCGAUCUAAAAACUAUUGAUUUGCGCGAAGAUCGUAAACAAAACCUUUUAAGAAUGACCAAAUUAAUCGAUACGGCAUUAGAACGUUUACCAUCUUAUAUGUUCUUAACGGCUUUUUCGCAAUUAAUUUCAAGGAUUUGUCACCCACAAAGAGAAGUUUACAUCGAAUUAAAAAGCAUCAUAAUUAAAUUAAUAUUGCAAUAUCCCCAACAAACCCUUUGGAUGAUGAUGCCAAGUAUUAAAUCGAGCGAUGCGGCUCGAUCUAAACGUUGCGCGGAAAUUUUGGGGGAUUCCCGCUUGUCGAAUGCGAGCAUUAAAAAAUUAAUAACCGAUUUUACCAAGUUAGCGGAAAAAUUAAUCGAAUUAUGUAACAAAGAAAUCGCGGAAAAUGCAAAAACCGCGAGUAUUAAUGUGUUGUUAAGAUCGUUACCUAGAUUAUUAGCCCGCGAAGAUUUUAGUGAAAUCAUGAUCCCAACGCAAAAAUUUCGAAAACUCGUUUUACCCAAUCCCGAUUUAAAUAGCCACCGACAUAAUCCAUUUCCGAAUUAUUACGCCCACAUAGUCGGUAUCGAAGAUGAGAUUGUAAUCUUAAACAGUAUGCAGCGGCCGAGAAAAAUCGUUUUUCGCGGAUCCGAUGGAAAAAGAUACGUUCAAAUGUUAAAACCGAAAGAUGAUUUACGAAAAGAUUUUCGUUUCAUGGAAUUUAAUGACAUCGUUAAUCAAUUAUUAUCGAGAGAUCCCGAAUCGCGACACAGAAGACUUAAUAUAAGACUUUAUUCGGUUUCUCCGCUAAAUGAGGAAUGCGGUUUGAUCGAGUGGAUUCAUGAUUUAGUUGGGUUAAGAGUGGUUUUGUGUGCUAUUUAUAAGCAAAAAGGAACUUAUAUGACGGGGUAUGAAUUAAAAAAAACUUGUUGUAAAAUCUCGGAUCCUUUAGCUAAAAAAAGAGAGGUUUUUUUAAAUAAAUUACUUCCAAAUCAUCCACCAGUUUUAGGAGAAUGGUUUCGAAAAACUUUUCCUGAUGUACAAAAUUGGUUAACUUCUAGAACAGCCUAUAUAAGAACAACAUCUGUCAUGUCAAUGAUUGGUUAUGUUUUGGGUUUGGGUGAUCGCCACGGCGAAAACGUCCUCUUAGAUUCAUCUUGUGGGGACGUCGUCCACGUUGAUUUUAAUUGUCUUUUUAAUAAAGGCGAAACUUUAGAAUGGCCGGAAAGAGUUCCUUUUCGAUUAACACACAACAUGGUAUCCGCGAUGGGUCCUUUAGGAAUCGAAGGAAUUUUUAGGAAAUCUUGUGAGUGCACCUUAAAGGUAUUACGCGAAAAUAAAGAGACUUUAAUGUCGAUUGUAACUCCGUUUGUUUAUGAUCCGUCGGUUUCUUGGUCUUCGAGGAACGUUCCUUUGGCUGGAACUUCAGAACAAACUAAUAAAGAGGCUGUGCGUAGUGUAAAAAAUAUAGAAUUAAGAUUAGAAGGAAUCGUUCGUGGGAGAGGAAACACAAUGUCGAUUCCUUUAUCAGUUGAAGGCCAAUCGAAUACUAUUAUUCAAGAAGCGAUGAAUGUGGACAACCUUUGUCAAAUGUAUAUAGGAUGGGGAGCUUAUCUUAAUUGGUUAACUUCUAGAACAGCUUAUAUAAGAACAACAUCUGUCAUGUCAAUGAUUGGUUAUGUUUUGGGUUUGGGUGAUCGCCACGGAGAAAACGUCCUGUUAGAUUCAUCUUGUGGAGACGUCGUCCACGUUGAUUUUAAUUGUCUUUUUAAUAAAGGCGAAACUUUAGAAUGGCCGGAAAGAGUUCCUUUUCGAUUAACACACAACAUGGUAUCCGCGAUGGGUCCUUUAGGAAUCGAAGGAAUUUUUAGGAAAUCUUGUGAGUGCACCUUAAAGGUAUUACGCGAAAAUAAAGAGACUUUAAUGUCGAUUGUAACUCCGUUCGUUUAUGAUCCGUCGGUUUCUUGGUCUUCGAGGAACGUUCCUUUGGCUGGAACUUCAGAACAAACUAAUAAAGAGGCUGUGCGUAGUGUAAAAAAUAUAGAAUUAAGAUUAGAAGGAAUCGUUCGUGGGAGAGGAAACACAAUGUCGAUUCCUUUAUCAGUUGAAGGCCAAUCGAAUACUAUUAUUCAAGAAGCGAUGAAUGUGGACAACCUUUGUCAAAUGUAUAUAGGAUGGGGAGCUUAUCUUUAAGGAUUAAUGUAUUGUAAACAUUUUUUUUUUGAUGUUUUUGAAUUAACAUUUUUCAUGGAUUUUUAUAAUAUAAACUGUUUAACA